AUGUCCGAAGCAGAUCUUCUUCAACCAGGAAAUAUCGUUCGCGAACGAUGGCAAGUUACUAGUAAGAUAGGUGGUGGAGGCUUUGGUCAGAUCUAUGAAGCGCUUGAUCGUGUUACCAAAGAGAAUGUAGCACUUAAAUUAGAAUCGGCUAAACAGCCUAAACAAGUUUUAAAAAUGGAAGUCACAGUUUUACGACGUUUACAAGGAAAAGAUCAUGUAUGCAAAUUUCUCGGUGGUGGGACAAAUGAAUUAUAUAAUUAUGUUGUGAUGACAUUACAAGGCAAAAAUCUAGCUGAAUUACGUCGUAGUCAAUCACGACAAUGUUUUACUUUAUCAACAUCAUUACGUAUUAGUUUACAAAUUCUUCAAGCUAUUGAAUAUAUACAUUCAAUUGGUUUUCUUCAUCGUGAUGUUAAACCAUCAAAUUUUUCUAUGGGACGUUUACCAACAACAUGUCGAAAAGUUUUUAUGUUAGAUUUUGGUCUUGCUAGAAAAUAUACAAAUGCUGAAGGAAAUGUACGAGCAGCUCGACCACAAGCAGGUUUUCGUGGUACUGUUAGAUAUGCAUCAAUAAAUGCACAUAAAAAUAGGGAAAUGGGUCGACAUGAUGAUCUAUGGAGUUUAUUUUAUAUGCUUAUUGAAUUUAUUACAGGACAAUUACCAUGGAGAAGAAUUAAAGAUAAAGAACAAGUUGGACAAAUGAAAGAUAAAUAUGAUCAUACACAUUUUUUAAAGAGUCUUCCAUCAGAAUUUAAACAAUUUCUUGAACACGUACAAACUUUACGUUAUGAAGAUAAACCAGAUUAUGAUCUAUUACAAAAUUUAUUUCGUACAUCUAUAACUCGUCGAGGUUAUAAAGAACAAGAAUUAUAUGAUUGGGAAAAAGAAGGCAAUGGCAUUGAAGAUGAAAUAAAUCUUAAUCGUCCAUCUGUAUCUUCUCAACAACAACAACAGCAACAAAUAUUAUCAAGUAUCAAUAAUAAACUUUCCGCAGAUAUGACAAAAGCAGUUAUGACUGCUCAACCAACUUUAACAAUUGGUACACGUCAACAAGCAACAGAAGCAGAUAUACUUGAUGAACGUUGGAAAUCAACAAAACAGUCAAGUGCUACAUCUGAUCAUUCACCACGUCGUAGUAUUCCGAAAAGUCUUGAUCGAAAUACUCGUCGAUCAGGUGCUGUCAUUCAAUCUACAAAUUCAACGGAAAAAGAUACAUCUCUCUCGAAAAAACAUCAUCAUCAUCAACCACGUACUCCUCUUACUACAACUCAAAUAUCUGAAUUAUCACAACGUUUAAGACGUCCAAAUACAUCCAAAUCAUCAAUUGGUGAACCUUUAACACCUACAAGUAAAUUAGUUGGAAAAGAAGAUUCACCAGCUAGUGCAUCACAUUCCGAUUCUGGUAAAAUAAGAAAUGGUACACAAAAUCGUUCAUAUCAAUUCAAAACAUCGGAUGCACCUAAUCUUGAUGAACCACUUUCACCUGCACUUAUUAUGUAUGCAUCAUCGAGUGGUAUGGAACAUGGUAAACCACCUAAAACGCCACGUUCAAAUCGAACAGGAAAUAGUCGUAGUGAUGCUGUUGUAGUAACACGGCAAUCAAUGACAACACGUGGUGGUGAUAGUGAAGCUAUAUCUAUGCCAGGAGCAACAUAUGCAAUGAAACUUGGACCUCAAACAGUUAUGUCUCAAUGGAUGAUAUCACUUGAUGAUAAUCUUGAUGAUGAAGGAAGUGAUAAUCAACAUAGUGCAAAAUGGGAAGAUGCACAAGAAAAACUUCAAAGUACAACACAUGAACCAUCACAAUAUCAUCCUGCAGCAUCAUCAUUAUCUUCACCUCCUGUGAAUAAUCCGCUUACUCCGUCCAAUAUGAACAGUCAACAAACAAAAGCAGUUAAUAAUUUACAAUCUCCUGUUGUUUAUGCCACUGUUUUGAAUAGUAAUAUUAAUGCUGGUCGACAACAGCCACAACAACAACCACAACCACAACCACAACAACAGUAUCAUCGACCAUUAUUAAGAAAUGUUGAUGACAAUUUAGGCACAUUGAACAGUUAUGAUGGAAAAGAAAAUAAACAAUUGAUUAAUCAUUCAAAUGAACAAUCAAUACCUGAAACAAUUCCAUUUGAAAGUUAUCGAACAAUCGAUGGUACAAUCAAUAUAUCCUAUCCUAGAAAUAAUAAUAAUAAUUCUGCCGGUGCUAAUCGAUUGUCUGAUGAUGAAAAUGGACAUGAUGGUGAUGUUGAUGAAGAAGAUGAAGAUAAUCAUGAACCAUCGAAACGGAAAUCUAAUGAACAAAGUAGACAAUCAAAUCUAAUGGGUGAUUCUUUUUCUAGAAAUAUAUCUUCAUCUGCAUUCAUUGAUAAUUCGGUGCGAUUGAGCCCGAAUAAUUCAACAGAAUUGAUGAUGACGAUGAAAAGAAAUAGAGAAAAAAAUGAAAUUUUAGAGGAUAAUGUAACGCAUAUAUCAAGAAAUGGUAAAACAGGAUAUGAACAUCGUACGAUUGUUGUUUCAUCUGUAGUUCGACCAAAUUCAUCAAGUUCAUCGAGUUCGUCACCGUCAUUACCUGUUGAGAAACAUCAACAAGUAAAAACUAGGAGAUAUAAUUUUGUUCCCGCUCCAUUUAAUGGAACACGUUUAACAGCUAAAUCAACAGAACAUCUUAAUCGUUCAUUAGCAAACGAUAGUUUUGCAAAUUAUUCGACACCACCAACAACCCCACCAACUGUUCCAUCAUUUCAAUUACCAAUAAAAUCUAAUUCUCCAACAUCAAUACUUAAACAAAAUUUUCAUCAAAAAUAUAUACCAUCAACUAAAUUACAGAGUUCAAACUAUGAUGAAGAUGAACCUGUUGUUAAUACACGAGAUGAAAAUAAUGAUGACUCUAAGAGUGAUGUCCGUUUCUUAAACGGUACUCGUAUAUCAUCAUCAUCAUCGUCAGUAGUUCAACCUCAAUGUGGUGACGAUUUCUAUAAAAAGUUAAUGUUCUAUGAAAAAAAUUCUUCAUUAAAUGAUAAUAAUAAUAAUACUAGUUCAUCCCGUCGAUCAUCAUAUCAACAACCAACUUCUAUACUAUCCACAUCAAGACCUUAUAAUGGUCUUAUGAAUCGCUCAACACAACAAAUUCCUACAGGACCAAAUCUUUCGUCAAAUACAACAGAUCGAAUGUCUCGAAGUAAAUCUUAUAAAGAUUUAUCAGAUCCACCUAUUGCUCAUCCAAUCUACUAUCAUCACCAACAACCACAGCCGCAGCAGCAACAACAACAACAACAACCAUCAUCAUCUUCACAUUCGUCUAAAUAUUAUUCUAAUUAUACAAAUCCAUCAGUUAUUAAUAGUAUGCUAGGUAAUGGAGGUGGACAAACAGAUUAUCAACGACGUCAAACAUCAAUAUUAACUAAUAAUUUUAUGUCCGAUGAUAUAUCUAGUUCAUCAACAGGCCAUUUACCCAAACCUCCGCCUGGCAUACCCAGUCAAAAUGCAAGGCGUCGUCGUUAUAAAGUGGAUAGUUUAACCAUUCGUCAAAAAGAUCGUACUGGUGAUGGCUCAUUAGAACGUUCACCCAUGACUUGA
This is a messenger RNA of Adineta steineri, 3573 nucleotides long. Lineage: Eukaryota; Metazoa; Rotifera; Eurotatoria; Adinetida; Adinetidae. The record is from the annotation of a GenBank genome assembly.